Messenger RNA from Ceratosolen solmsi marchali, 1491 nucleotides. The record is from RefSeq and is a predicted model, not a curated record. Lineage: Eukaryota; Metazoa; Arthropoda; Insecta; Hymenoptera; Agaonidae.
AUGAGUGCAGCAGGACUUCUAUCGCUUUCAAUUCUUUGCCUAUUGAAGACCUCUACAUCUUAUUAUGUCGAAUCGCAGUCUGUUCAAUUUCCAUUAAAAAAUAUUCGCCAAUCAAUAAAUUUAAAUCGUUUUGCUGCGAGUGAACAGAAUCUUACUAUUGGUAAAUGCGAGCAUGUGUCUGAUCAAACUAUCGUAAUAAAUAUUCCAAAUUUGGGAAUCGUUCCACCGCCUAAUCCCUACCCAGGAUUUAUCGAGAGUGUCCUAGUCACUUGUAUUAAUCUCGCAUCUAAUGAGAUUUUCCAGGUAGUGCCAGGAUCGUUUGAUUUAUUGCCUAAUCUCAGUUACCUUGAUUUAUCUAAAAAUCGAAUUCAAUUCUGUGAUUUCUUCAACUUCGGUAGUUCUAAUACGCGUUUGGUGACGCUAAUUAUUGAAGAGAAUAAACCUCCAAUCGACAACAUUGACAAAACGAUCGGUAAAGCUAAUUGCUUUCCGCAAUUGCGUUACUUAUACCUGCGUAAAAAUAACAUUCGUAGUCUCAAUUUUUCAUUGAAGAAAGCUUUUCCACUACUAACACAUUUAUUCCUUUCGGAUAACAAUGUGGAUACACAAAAUUUCAUUCGUGAUUUACCUCGAACUCUUUCUCAUCUUUAUCUUGAGCGAAAUCUAAUAAGUUCAUUAGAUUGUAAGAUCAUGAGGGGUCUGCAAUAUCUUCAUCUUGAUGGGAACAUCAUUCAAACAAUUUGCUAUAACAAUUGUCAGGACACGUCCCUUAAAUUAGAAGGGGUUCAUAAAUUGAGCACAUUAACAAUAUCUCAGAAUAGAAUUUUGGACAUCGAAUCGUGUGCUUUCCAAGAUGCCCUUGAACUUAUGAACAUAAAUUUGGCUCAAAAUAAUUUGGAGGAUAUAAAACACGAUACAUUUGAAAAAUUAGUUUUACUGCGGCAGCUAAACAUCGAUGAUAAUUAUUUACGGACUAUUCCAAAUUUAUGCAGAAAUAAUAACUUGAUAAACUUAUCUUUGAAACGGAACAAGCUUCAGAUAAUAAAGCGUCAACAUUUUAAGAAUUUAAGGAAAUUAAAAUGUUUAUUAUUAGGGGGUAAUGAAAUUAAUAUUAUCGAGGCAGGUUCUUUUGAGGAUUUAGAAUCAUUAGAAGAGUUGGAUCUUUCGAAUAAUGGAUUGGACUUUAUACCGCCUGAUUGGCUAAAGUGGCAGUUAAAUUUGCGCACUUUAGAUAUACGUGGCAACAAAUUCAAAUCGUUGGAACAAUUAUCAAUAGUUACGGCACCAUUCUUAAACGUAAUUUAUUUACAGAAUAAUGCAAUCACCCAUAUUAGCGGCUCGAUUGUUUCGAAAUUCUCACCACAUGUUAUGAUUUAUUUACAAAACGACUGUAGUAAUGAAAAGUAUAAUCAAUCAAAUUGCUAUGUUACAUGUAACGACAAAAUUAUAAAAGAUGCUAAUGCUUAUAGUAAGUGGAUUAACAAUGUAUGA